Candidula unifasciata is the source of this 478-nucleotide messenger RNA. The record is from the annotation of a GenBank genome assembly. NCBI's taxonomy places the organism in Eukaryota, Metazoa, Mollusca, Gastropoda, Stylommatophora, Geomitridae.
GGGUGACUGGAUACAGUGUGAAAACAGGGGUGACUGGAUACAGUGUGAAAACAGGGGUGACUGGAUACAGUGUGAAAACAGGGGUGAUUGGAUACAGUGUGAAAACAGGGGUGACUGGAUACAGCGUGAAUACAGGGGUGAUUGGAUACAGCGUGAAUACAGGGGUGACUGGAUACAGCGUGAAUACAGGGGUGACUGGAUACAGCGUGAAUACAGGGGUGACUGGAUACAGUGUGAAAGCAGGGGUGACUUGAUACAGUGUGAAAACAGGGGUGACUGGAUACAGUGUGAAAACAGGGGUGACUGGAUACAGUGUGAAAACAGGGGUGACUGGAUACAGUGUGAAAACAGGGGUGACUGGAUACAGUGUGAAAACAGGGGUGACUGGAUACAGUGUGAAAACAGGGGUGACUGGAUACAGUGUGAAAACAGGGGUGACUGGAUACAGUGUGAAAACAGGGGUGACUGGAUAGUGUGA